Seminavis robusta is the source of this 2199-nucleotide messenger RNA. The record is from the annotation of a GenBank genome assembly. NCBI's taxonomy places the organism in Eukaryota, Bacillariophyta, Bacillariophyceae, Naviculales, Naviculaceae.
AUGGCUGACCUCGACCAAUAUGACUUGGACCUGAUGGACUUGGUGGCAGCCCGUUGUGAAGGUGGUACAGGGGCCGAGAGCUUCCUUGAUCUGAACAACUUCGGCAGGGAUGUGGAGAAAGGCGUAGACGUGGAGCAGGAGAAAGAAUCAGCCGUAAGCCCUAAAGACAGAGGAUUGUUCCAGAAACCGUUUACUGCUCAUGGCACGGGUACCGGCACCACAUGCGAUACUGGUACCGACAAGCAGGACAAGAAUCCUGCCUGUACCUUAGUUGAUACACAGGAGCGGGAAACUAAGGAACCCACUCAUAAUGAUUCCAAUAAUAACCAAGGGGAGACGGAAGCCGAAGGUAUUGCGGGAGCCUACGCCAUUCAAUCCGCUCCAGAAUUGCGACCAGGAGAAUCCACUGGUCCAACAUUAUCUGGAGGAGGAGGAGACAAUGAAAGCAGUAACAGCUCAUCUUCUACAGAGAGCCAUGGCAGUGACUUGGCAGUACCAGUGGCCAACCCAGUGGAUGAUGAGGAUCUACAGCAGGCCCAAGAGUACAACCCUACUACUGCGAUGCCCAGUUCUGCCAGGAGAAAGCAAAAGACCAAACGAGUCAAAACCUGCCUUCUUUUGGGAGCAAUUCUUUUGGUGGCUUUAAUUAUGGUCUUGAUGGCUACCGGUAUACUGGUGCCUACUACUAGUAAGACUAAUGAAGAUGCGGCUCAGGCCACCGCAGUCCCAACAAUGAAUCCAUCUGGGGCUCCAUCCAUCAUCAUGUCACUUGAGGAACACAUCAAAGCCCUGCUGCCAGCAGACACCCUUAUGGCCAUACAAGAGGACCCAACAUCACCACAAUCCAUGGCAUACGAGUGGCUUUUGGAAGAUGAUGAUGAUGGCAAGAGCAACCUACACUCGGAUGCCCGAAUCAGUCAAAAGUUUGCCUUGGCAACAUUGUAUUUUGCUACAAGUGGAGACACAUGGGCAGACAACACAAAUUGGCUGAACCAUAGCAUACACGAAUGUGGAUGGUUCCAUGCACCUGAUUUUGCCAUGAAGGAGACAAUGCAACAUGUAUACCCGGGUUAUCUUUCCGAGUUCUUUCCUCCCUCAGAGCCACCACCCACACCCUGCAACAGUCAUGGUAUCUAUCAAAACUUGUGGCUGGACCGGAACAAUCUUGUUGGAUUCAUCCCAGAAGAGCUCUACAUGCUAUCAAGUUUGCAGACACUGUCUCUUGGAUGGAAUCAACUUGAUGGCGUACUCUCUACUCGUUUGGGGCAGCUCUUUGAUUUGGAGGGGUUAGCUAUCUUUGGUCAGCCCAGGGUUGGUAACAUUCCCUCUGAGAUUGGUCUUUUGACAAAACUAAGGGGCCUUCUGCUAACUAACAGCAAUCAUCAAGGCCUACUUCCUUCUGAGUUGUGGCAGCUGACCAAUAUUGAGACAUUGGCUUUGAUGGACCACAAGCAGAUGCAAGGAACAAUCCCAUCGGAGGUUGGCCAUUUCUCCAGUCUCAAAUGGAUUGUUGUAACUGAAAGUGAUAUUAAUGGCUCAAUCCCAACAGAGCUUGGGCAAAUUGAAUCACUAGAGUGGAUCGUUCUGGAACGGAACAGGCUUUCGGGGAGUAUUCCAAAGGAACUGGCUAUUCAUGCCAACAAGCUCAUGAUGUCCAUGUUUGGUAAUGACUUGGUUGGGACCAUUCCAAGUGAGCUGGGCUUACUGACUUCUCUUAAUUUCAUUCUCACUCUUCGGGGAAAUCAAUUAUCUGGCUCAAUUCCCAGUGAACUGGGACUCCUGACAAAUUUGCAGACAGGACUUAGUCUGCGGGGAAAUCUUCUCACAGGAGUUAUCCCAACAGAGCUUGGUCUAUUGACACAUGCACUUUUACUACUACUUGAUGACAAUCAACUCUCUGGCCAGAUUCCAAGUGAAUUUGGUGAACUCACAUCCCUUGGCCAGCUAGGUAUGGCCAACAACAGCUUGUCUGGUCUGAUCCCACAUGCAUUAUCCACACUACAGGAAUCACUGCAUGCAUUAUCAUUCAAUGGGAAUCCACUUCUUUCUGGGACCAUACCAAAAGACAUUUGCAGUGUCCACGGCACUCCUUUCAGAAAUCAAAUGGCACCAGAUUCAUUUCUUGAUCCUCCUGGUGUAUCCUUUGAUUGUUCUGAUAUUCUGUGUGGCUGCAAUUGCUCUUGUGAUGCCAACAGUUGA